Culex pipiens pallens (northern house mosquito) is the source of this 438-nucleotide messenger RNA. Its product is annotated as adult cuticle protein 1-like. The coding region runs from base 1 to 411 and encodes 136 amino acids. The transcript has 2 exons. The record is from RefSeq and is a predicted model, not a curated record. Lineage: Eukaryota; Metazoa; Arthropoda; Insecta; Diptera; Culicidae.
AUGAAGUGCAUCACCCCGGUCGUCUUCUUAAUUGCUGUUGCCCACUGUGCCUACGUUCCCGCACCAGCCCCACUUUGUGUUCUACCUAUCAACAGCGGACUGCACCACGGCCCUAACGGUCCAACCCUGGUGCAAUCCAACGAUCACCACAGCUGGACCCAAGCCCAAGCGGCAGCCUCCAGCAAUGCUGCCUAUUGGGUCCACAACAAUCACCACGGAUGGAACCCUGUGCUGUCCCCACCACCUCCAUCGGCUACCUUCCAAGAUCACCAACAGUCUGGACAUCACAGCCGUCCUGCGGCCAUGUACGUAGCGGCCAAUCCCGGUGCCGUCCACAAGGCACCCCUGCCGGGACAUAGCGUCAACCAGCAGUCGCUGAACUUGGCGCCGGCACCGGGGACUGGAUAUUGAAUGAAGAGCUGAAUUUCUUUCAAUUUU